Molecule: messenger RNA, 543 nt
Organism: Knipowitschia caucasica
Lineage: Eukaryota; Metazoa; Chordata; Actinopteri; Gobiiformes; Gobiidae
Source: the annotation of a GenBank genome assembly
AUGUUGCUCCCUGACGACUCCCCUUCCCCCUCCGCAGAGUGGGUGGACCCCGACAUGAAACCUAACCACCUGCCUGGCACUAAAGGAAUCCCCAUUGGACAAUUCUGUAAAGACUUCAAUGAGAAGACCAAAGAGCUAAAGGAGGGUAUCCCCCUUCCAGUCAAAAUACAUGUGAAGCCUGACCGAACAUAUGACCUGAAGAUUGGGCAGCCCACUGUGUCCUACUUCCUCAAACAAGCAGCGGGCAUUUCAAAAGGAGCCACAAAAACAGGCCAUGAGACAGCAGGGAUGGUGUCUGUGAGGGCCAUCUAUGAGAUCGCACAAGUCAAAGCCCAAGAUGAAUGCUUCAAAAUGAGAAAUUCUUCACUGGAGAAUGUGGUCAAAUCAAUUGUAGGCUCGGCACGCUCUCUCGGCAUCAAAGUUGUUAACGAGCUAUCUGCAGAGGAAUACAGAGUCUUCAUGGAGCAAAGGGAGGAGAAACUUAAAGCUGAUGCAGCUGCAGCUGUAGCAGCUGCCACUGAAGCUUCUGGGAAAAAGAAAUGA